Molecule: messenger RNA, 1473 nt
Organism: [Torrubiella] hemipterigena
Lineage: Eukaryota; Fungi; Ascomycota; Sordariomycetes; Hypocreales; Clavicipitaceae
Source: the annotation of a GenBank genome assembly
AUGACCGACACAAUUCAAUUCAACGAAUUCUACAAUAUCAUCUCCAAUGAGAAGCGCUCUGCUGAGCAAGUGCAUCACGGCAUCGAUCCCGCCACCGAAGAGACUCUCUGGCCCGUCCCAGUAGCCAGUCAACAGGAUCUAGACGAGGCUGUAGCUAGCGCUAGACUUGCUUUUACAGAGUGGUCUGCGCGAGAUCAUGCCGCGCGAGUCCAAUGUCUUGGUGCACUGGCUGAUAAAUUGGAAGCGCAUGCAAGCGAGCUGACUACGCUCCUCCACAGAGAAACUGGAAAGCCAUUGGAAUUUGCCAAGGGAGAAAUUUUGGGAGGAAUUGCUACCCUCCGAAGUCACUUAGCAUGGUCAGUUCCGGACGAAGUACAAAAGGACGACCACGAGGUUAAGGUUGUUAUUCAACAUGCACCACUCGGAGCCGUGGCUGGAAUUGUACCUUGGAACUUUCCCUUUCAGCUCUCCAUUAUCAAGAUUGCUCCAGCCCUCGCUGUCGGCUGUACCCUGAUCUUGAAGCCUUCUCCUUUCACACCGUAUACAGCUCUUAAGAUUGGCGAGAUUGCUGCCCAGGUUCUCCCUCCUGGCGUGCUGCAGAUUCUUGGAGGCGAUGACAACCUCGGUCCUUGGAUGACGCAGCACCCAGGCAUCGACAAGGUUUCCUUUACUGGUUCCAUCGCCACAGGUAAACGGGUAGUAGCAGCCACUUCUGAAACACUGAAGAAGGUCAAUCUUGAACUUGGAGGAAACGAUGCGGCGAUCGUGACGGCCGACUUUGACCCGGCUGAGGCGGCAGCCAUGGUCGCUCGAAGCACCUUUGCGCAUUCCGGACAAAUCUGCAUUGCGACCAAGCGCAUUUAUGUUCAUGAAUCGGUGCUGGACGAGUUUAUGGGGCACUUUACAGCGAUUGUGCGAGGCUACAAGCAAGGUGAAGGUUUCUGUAGCCCGAUCCAAAACAGGAUGCAGUAUGAAAAAGUCAAGUCUCUCUACCAAUACUGCAAAGAAAACGGCUACCAAGUAGCCGUGGGAUCCUGCGACAGGGCAUGGAACGACUCAGAGCCUGGUUUCUACAUGGAACCAGCGGUCAUUCUGAACCCGCCCGACAACUCACGUGUUGUUCAGGAGGAGGCCUUUGGACCCAUUGUGCCCGUCAUGAGUUGGAAGGACGAGGAAGACGUGGUACGCCGUGCCAAUGAUACUCUUACUGGUCUUGGCGGCACCGUCUUCUGCCGGGACCAGCAGCGUGCGUGGAAACUCGCCAGUAGUCUCACGACUGGCAAUGUCUGGGUCAACAGCGGGCUAAAGAUGGAUCCAGUUGCGCUGUUUGGCGCCCAGAAGCAGAGUGGUAUUGGUUGUGCACUGGGGCCGCUUGGGCUCAAGGCGUUUACCACUACGAGAACCAUCACGUACUGGAAAGACGUUGCGCCAAUUGAGAAGGGGCAGACCAAGGCUGGUGGUCUGUUUGGCUGA